UAAUGUUUUAGUUUACAUUUUAAAACAUAAUACAGGUAAGGGCCACCGACAAUGGGCAGGUUUGCUCAGAAACUGUAGGAAUUUAAUACUUUGACACAAAAAACCCAUAUCCAUUCAUGCAUGACAUUCCUCCUUGGGGGUGGUACUAUUCUUUGACAGCGGGUUAUAAUUAUGUAACCACUGCUCUAAGGGUUAUUGCUCGUUGGAAAGUGGGAUAGGUGUUUUCUUCGUCUCUCACCAACUCUCCGGCCUGGUCGUAAAAUUCAACUUAGCAAAGCAAACUAAGAACUUAACUCAAAGUCCCCAAUGAACUAAGUGCAGUUGAGUUUCAAAGGUCCCGAAAUGUCGGCAAAACAACAACACGGUCUAUUAAGAGAAGCGUCUCACCAAAUUAUGGCCGGCGGUUCCGCUGGGCUUGUGGAGAUCUGCCUGAUGCACCCCCUGGAUGUGGUGAAAACAAGGUUCCAAAUCCAGAGGGGGACUAGUGACCCAAACAGCUACAAGAGCCUCCGUGACUGCUUCCAGACCAUUUUCCGGAAUGAAGGGAUACUUGGCUUCUACAAGGGGAUCCUCCCUCCCAUCCUGGCAGAGACCCCAAAAAGAGCUGUCAAGUUCUUCACCUUUGAACAAUAUAAGAAGAUAUUGGGUUUCACCUCAUUACAUCCUGGCUUGGCACUUUCAGUCGCCGGAUUAGGAGCAGGCCUGACGGAAGCAGUGGUCGUCAAUCCCUUUGAAGUUGUCAAAGUCAGUCUACAAGCAAAUCGGAAUGCAUUUGCAGAGCAACCCUCAACGUUUGGCCAGGCACGGCACAUAAUCAGCACCAACGGGUUCGGCCUGCAAGGCCUCAACAAGGGACUGACCUCUACCCUGGGUCGUCAUGGUGUUUUCAACAUGAUCUACUUCGGGUUCUACUUCAAUGUAAAGAACAUGUUCCCAUCCUUUCAGGACCCGACUUUGGAAUUCCUGCGGAAGUUUGGAAUUGGACUGGUCUCAGGAACCAUCUCCUCUUGUGUCAACAUUCCUUUUGACGUGGCCAAGAGCCGCAUUCAAGGGCCACAACCUGUCCCUGGAGAAAUCAAGUACCGGACCUGCUUUCAGACCAUGGCAGUUAUCUACAGGGAAGAAGGGUAUUUAGCAUUGUACAAGGGAUUGGUACCCAAAAUUAUGAGGCUCGGACCAGGAGGUGCGGUGAUGCUGCUGGUUUAUGAAUACACAUAUGGCUGGCUGCAGAACAACUGGUGAAGAAAAGCCAGUCACCCAUAUACAGAUAUAAUAAUUUUUAGUCCACAAAUGAAGCAACCAUUUUUACAAGAUAAUUUUUAAUUUUAAAGCUAUUGAAUACUGUAGAAAUUACACAGGAGGUGUUUUUUUUUUUUUUUUUCAUAUACAUAGAGAUACAGCAUCCCCUUUCUUUACCCAAAAUUAAGCAAAUUAUGUAUUCUGGAAACUAACACAUGGUUUCUGUAUACUAACUUCUGUAUAUAACGUCUAAUUCUAGGUUUGGCACAGCUCUGUAAGUACUUAAUUGCAGCUGAUUAAAACACAUGCCAGUUCCAGAAAACGUUAAUGCAACAAAUGAAAAUGAAAUAACUCAUGCCAGACAACAAUGAACUUAAAAGUACUGGAGUUCCAGCUUUUGAUAUGAUUUUAGUUUUUAAGCAAAUUCACUAUUUGCUGUGUUAAGUGGGUGCUGCCUAUUUAGAUAAAGCAUUGAUUGAAACUUAAGCCAUACAAAUGUAAAAAUCAUGGACAUACAGGAUGUUUGAUAUAAUCUCUUACAGUGAACAAACAUUUUAGCAAUUUACUCAUGUUUAGGUCUCAGUUUUAAAUGUUUUACCUUUCUGCAAUUCAGUCUUCUGGAACUUCUCAGGGAACCAGUCUUAAAAAAAAAAAAAUCCUUAGUAUAUGUCAUUAUAGCUUUAAAGCUAGUCUGUAAAAGUUAGUUAGAAGAACAGCAUCAUUAUUUGUGUAAUAAUAAUUACCUCCUUGAAGACAGUAUCAUCCUCUUUUUAAGCCUUGCAUUAUUGUGUGCUUUAUUGCAUUUUAAUUUAAUGUGACCUGAUGCAAUUUUUAUAUAGCAAAAAAACAAACAAAAAAAAAAAAAAAACAUAGUUUUUUAAAUAAAUGUUAUACAGGUUUAAUCCAACAGAAGAAUGUGGUUUCUGCUUCUACUCUGAUUUAUAGAAUAAGGAGGUUGAAUUGCAUGCCUAUCAAUUUGACCCUAAUGCCUAAUAUAAAACCAUAAACAAUAUGGUAACUCUUUUAUUGCAGAAAUAAAUGUUGAUGCUGGACAAUGUAUCAAAAUUGAUCACAGGUGAUGUUGCGUUAGGCCAAAUCUAUCAUAAAUCCUUGACAUGCAAAAGGCUUCUCUUGUAUUUCACCCAGUAAUGAACCCAAACUUAGCUAUUUGAUCAGUAUGGUUUGAAGUAACCAUUAAUAAGCAUUUCACACUUAACACUCAGACUUAGCGUUGAUUCAUUGUGCAGAAGCACUAGAAAGAAACAUAGUGAAGUCUCCAUUAUAAAAGUGUACUACAUUAUUUUUUCAGUUUACCCAUGGUUGUAAUAUGCAUUUAUGAUAGUUUACCAUGAUUUGCCAUGUUUUUAUUAUGCUGUGCUAUAGCUCUCUUGGUUUUAUCAUGCUUACCUGUUUACUCUGCUUUCACUUUGCUUUUUUACACUUUCAUAUAAGUAGUAACUGGGUGCUACUAUGAAUAAGUGCUGAAAGGAUCAUUAAUUGAUUGUUCAUUAGAAUUGAAUUUUAAAUUAUGUAAUUGAUUAACCCUCUCAAACUGCAAGAGGCGCAUUAUGCUGUGGAAUGUUGCUGGACACAGUCAGAUACUGAAAAGAACCAAUACAGCUACAAACCGCCAACUUAUCAUAAAGUAAUACUUUUUUUUUAAUGAAAAGCAAUUUUGCGAUGAAAAUAUAUGUUUACAAGAGUGGGAAAAAGACAGCAGUCUUAUCAUUGUAUGUAUUUGUUUCCUGUGUGUUUACUUGUUGGGAGUAGUUGAUUUUCACAUUGGUAAGAAAUGUAUAAAUUUGGCUAGAGGCAGCUUUGAUUUCGAAAC
Messenger RNA from Polyodon spathula (Mississippi paddlefish), 3070 nucleotides. It is a transcript of the gene slc25a21, whose product is annotated as solute carrier family 25 member 21. NCBI's taxonomy places the organism in Eukaryota, Metazoa, Chordata, Actinopteri, Acipenseriformes, Polyodontidae. The transcript has 11 exons. Bases 343 to 1242 code for a protein of 299 amino acids. The record is from RefSeq and is a predicted model, not a curated record.